AUGGAGAAUGUGCUCUCAGGCAUAACGAAAGCAUUGAAUUCCAUGCAAACAAUGCGGCCCAUCCGGUAUGAUCCCAAUGAGGAUUGGUCUGCCGCUGUCGCACCUAGAAAUCCUCCCGAGAGCAGUUUUUCGAGCGUACGUUGGGAGAAUAUCAGGCCUUUUCCGGCAGGAGUAGCGGCUAACCAGAUGUGGGAGGAGUGGAAUCGCUACAUUGAAAACUUUGAAAUGGCAGCGACCCUCAGCAAUGCAAACGAUCCUGUGAGACGGUCACAAUUGUUGUUCCUUUCGAUGGGAACCGAAUUACAAGGCAUCGUGAGAGCCGCCAAGCUAAGGCCGAGCCUGACCGAUGCAAACUGCUACCAAAAGUUCGUGGCCAACAUCGGUAACUAUUUCCAAUCCAUGACUGAUGCAUCUGCAGAGCACGAAGCAUUUUCUAACAUGAAACAGUUGAAGACGGAGAAUGCUGUGGCGUUUCAUGCCCGCCUGAUGGCAAAAGUUCGGCUGUGUGGAUACAGCCCCACCGACCACGACAGAUUUGUGCGAUCGCAGCUUUUAAAGGGAUUGAGAAACAAGGACUUGGUUAGGGCCGCAAGGACCUACGGACACGACACCAAUUACAUUGUACAGGCAGCAACCCGGGACGAGGCCUACGAAGCGGAGACAACGACCCCUGAUAACAAGGAAUCGCUGGCAGUUAACCGUGUACACCGAACCACCUCAGUACAAGAUUCGAUAAAGAAACGUUCGAGAGCAGACAACGGAGGGCCACAACCAAAACGGUCACGGACCAAUCAGUACGCGGAACGACGAUCCACUCAGGACCGAGGACGUCGUAGUCGUUGUCGACGAUGCAAUGGUCGAACGCAUUCCAAUUUGCCAUGUCCAGCUUUGAGCCGAAACUGCAAUUUUUGUGGUGAACAAGGUCACUACGCAAUCACUUGCCGUCGAGCCCACGUUCGGCAGGUCCAGGUCAAAAGUAGUGCAUCACCUACACGAGAAGACGAUGAUCAGAUGGACCAAACACAGUACGUAAACGCGCUAUCCCUUGCAGACGUUUUAGUGGAAUGUUGUAUUGGCUCGUCUAGUCCCAUCCAAAUGCUUAUCGACUCCGGCGCGGACGUUAACGUUAUCGGGGGUAAAGAUUGGCUUCGCCUUGAGCAAGAGUACAAGGAAGGCAGGAUUGGCCAAUCUCAAGUUUGUUGA
Molecule: messenger RNA, 1203 nt
Organism: Aedes albopictus (Asian tiger mosquito)
Lineage: Eukaryota; Metazoa; Arthropoda; Insecta; Diptera; Culicidae
Exons: 2
Coding region: 1-1203 (400 amino acids)
Biological process (GO): proteolysis
Molecular function (GO): nucleic acid binding; aspartic-type endopeptidase activity; zinc ion binding
Source: RefSeq, a predicted model, not a curated record